Messenger RNA from Xiphophorus couchianus (Monterrey platyfish), 1082 nucleotides. RefSeq names its product lymphatic vessel endothelial hyaluronic receptor 1a (gene lyve1a). Gene Ontology annotation, molecular function: transmembrane signaling receptor activity; hyaluronic acid binding. Gene Ontology annotation, biological process: cell adhesion. Lineage: Eukaryota; Metazoa; Chordata; Actinopteri; Cyprinodontiformes; Poeciliidae. Bases 8 to 907 code for a protein of 299 amino acids. The transcript is spliced from 6 exons. The record is from RefSeq and is a predicted model, not a curated record. Gene Ontology annotation, cellular component: plasma membrane.
UUGGCUGAUGAACACAAACCCUGUAAGACUGCCUUCUCCCCAGCACGUUUCCUCUCUUCUCUCACCAGUCAUGAAUAUUAUCUGGGUCUGCAUCUCUUCACUUCUGGCUUUUUCUCCUGUUUUCUCUGAUCAAAACACAGGCAAUAUAAGAGUUUUCCCUGCAGCCAAUCAGAGCAUAGCUGGCGUAAUCCAGGUGAGUUACCAAAACAACCGAAACCAGCUUCAGUAUGCUUUCAAUGCCUCUGAUGCCCGGAAGAUCUGUCAGUCCCUUGGACUCAGCAUCGCCUCGAAGGCUCAGGUGAAGGAAGCUCUCAGCAGAGGUCUGGAAACAUGCAGGUUUGGAUGGACUGAUGAGCAAAUUGCAGUCAUUCCUCGAAUCCACGGAUUGGCUAACUGCGGCCAAAACCAAACUGGACUGUUGGUGUGGAGAGCCUCCGUAACAACCCGGUUUGAUGUAUUCUGCUUUAACGAAUCAGAUGCAUUAAUACAAUUGAAGGACACAGUGACUGAUAACCCUCUGAGCGACUCUGAGCAUGCAAACUCAGUAAACUCCACCCUCACAACCCAGUCUACGUCUUCAUCCUCCACCCAUCCUCCUUCCUUUACAUCACCUGAUGAAGCCAAGAGCAAUGAGGUGGAGCCAGCCCGAUUUGUUGGCAGUGCUCAAACCUUUGCUGGAUCAAAGAUUGUACUCAUCUCCUGUAUCUGUGGUCUACUCUUUAUCAUAAUAUCUUUUGUUGCAUACUUAAAACUAGGAAGACACUGUCAUUUGCGCUCUGACGAGAAGCAGCAACAGCAGCAAGAUUACACCCAGACAGAAGAGUGGAUAUCUGUGAAGACUAUUGCAGAAACCACUAAAGAAGUUCAGGAGAAUCAGAGGAUAGAAGUGGACAAUGGCAAAGACUAAGCUUUUUUAACUAUGUUUGGGAGGGGAAUGCAUAUGUACCUGUUUAAUAUUUUGUGUUAUCUGUCAGUCAGUGAUGUACUGUAGUUUAGCCACUAGAGGGACAUGUUUGCAAACAUUUUGAUUGGCAACUUUUUAUUGUUAUGAUUCUGUUUGUAGAUUAAACCAAAAAAGGGCA